Molecule: messenger RNA, 985 nt
Organism: Didymella exigua CBS 183.55
Lineage: Eukaryota; Fungi; Ascomycota; Dothideomycetes; Pleosporales; Didymellaceae
Product: cytidine/deoxycytidylate deaminase family protein
Exons: 1
Coding region: 166-831 (221 amino acids)
Molecular function (GO): catalytic activity
Source: RefSeq, a predicted model, not a curated record
AUCGUACAUGUUCGGAGGUUGCCGAUUGUGCAUGAACGGAGUGGGCCGCACGCUCACAGCACAGGGUAUAUUAAUCCAAAUGGCGAGCGAUGCCACAUAUGACCAAGACUCGACCGUCUGCAUACCUCCGUGCCUCAUCUUCGAUCACGAUACCUGUCUCCAAAUAUGGAGUCUUCAGCAAUGAGUCCGGCGACCCUCGUUUCGACACUGCUCAGGACAGUCGAGGACCGCAUCAUACCUCUCACGUCAGGAGGCGUAUCUUCGGGUUCGAAAGUCUUUGGCGCUGCUAUCCUUUCCAACACCGAUCUUGCCCCGCUCACUGUCGCCACUAAUCACGAGUCCCUCUCCCCUCUUCUCCAUGGCGAGAUCAAUUGUAUCCAGCAGUUCUUCACAGUCGACUUCCCCGAUCCAAAGACUCGACCAAACCCCCGAACGGACUGUGUCUUCUUUGCCACACAUGAGCCUUGCAGCUUAUGUCUGAGCGGCAUCGCAUGGUCAGGCUUCAGGGAAGUUUACUACUUGUUCACGUACGAAGAUAGCAGGGACCUGUUCGACAUACCACACGAUAUUCAUAUCCUGGAACAAGUGUUUCGAGUACGGGUUGACGGUGAGGAUGACGAGGCGCUAAAGAGGCGCCCGUUGUACAACCGGGACAACGAUUUCUUCAAAGCAGGAUCUUUGGCAGAUAUGAUCGCCAGUAUCGAUGAUGCCAUAGAGAGGGAAGAGCUUGCAAGGAAAUCCAAUGAGGUAAAGGCGCUAUACAAUGGGCUUAGCCAGACGUAUCAAAACGGCAAGCAAGAAGGAACAGAGACUGCAAGCGUUUGGAAAUGAGGUCAGCAGCAUGUUGUGAGCGAGAAUCCUCGCUUGCUGUGCAUGAUCUUGAGGUCGAAUAGUAUGUAGCUACUGAAUUCAGUGUAUUUGAGAAAGUAUCUAGGCUCUGUCGAUUGCCGAAGUCAAAGGCCGAUCGGCAAUUGAUGAUAGCAGC